CGAAAAACACCUCACUUCUCUCCACCUCACUUUUAAAUCCUAUCCAAGCUCGACAAAGAACCGACAGAGAAUGUAGAUUCUGUAUACAUUCGCUCACUAUAUUACAGGCCAAAUAUUCUUCUAUCACCAUGGCGUCCGAUUUCGUUGGCUGCGCCGUUCUCGUUACCCUGAAGUCACCUCCACACGCGCAGAUCCGAGGCACCGUUUCUAACAUUUUAGGUCAACGUUUGACCUUGCAAAAUGUAACUCUUUUGUGGAACGGCCAAAAAUUUCCAUCGUACAACAUUGACGCCCCGGGAAUUGCAGACCUCGAGGUGUCUAGCUCACAGAACGACCUUCCGCAACACCAGCCGCCAUCACAUCAAAUCAACAGAGCACCUCUCCUAAGGAAGAGUGAACCACAGCCUGAACCAGUGCCGACUCCUCAACCCGUUCCAACACAGCAGCCUUUUCUUGACCCUGCAAUAGUGAGCUUCUCGAAAGGAGCAGCUAAACCCAUCUCCUUGGAGAAGUCAUUGGCAGCUAUAAACACCAAUUUUGGAUCUGUUGCAGGGUCUACAGCAAGCGUUUACUCGGCAGAGACUGCCCAUCCUUCACGGACUGCUGAGAGACAUGAUUCUGCCGUAACCGCGGUUCUGAAUGAACCAUUCAGCAGUAUUAGUAUGGGGGCUGCCGAAAUAGCAGAUACUACGGCUGCACGAGUGAAUACAAUAACACCAGUUCUUGCACAAGGGAAUGCCCAUGAGAAACCAGUUAAAAAGAAGAACAAGCAAAGAGGCCGGAACAAGGGCCGGGAUGAAAACGUUGACAAUGAAUAUCACAACAAUUUGAGAGGUAAUGGUUGGCGACAAACCGCAUUUGUUGAGCCAGUUCGGCCAAAAUUUCACACGGGCUAUCCUACUGAGGAUCACGCAAGUGAAGGCUACCCUACACGCCGGAAAAACAAAAACCGUAAAUCUGUCGUCGAAGACCCGAGUGGGUGGGCCACAGAAGACGCUACGGAUAUUCAAGAGCUUGGCGAUUUCGACUUUGAAGGAAACUUAUCUAAAUUUGACAAGCGUCGUAUUUUCGAUGAAAUCCGCAAUGAUGACACUACCCUGGAGGAGGAACGUCUGGUUAGCUUUAAUAAAAAGCCACGUCCGGGGACAAAUGGAGGUAAAAACUUGCAUUGGUCGGAGAAUGUCCUGGAAAGUACCCCGAAUCAAUGGAAUAGUGAAGCUGGUGAGACGGAAACGGAAGCCAGCGAGGAUAAAUUUAGUAGUGGAAACUAUUCCGGGCGUGAUAGAUCGAAGCCGUCCGGCAAAACAGUGGUUUCGAAAAAGGGCAACUCGGGUAUAGGACAAUCCGCGUUGCCAACUCCUCUCGUAUCUGUCAGUAGAACUGCACCUUCGUCUUCUCGCAACGCGAGUCCACUGCCUGGUAUGGCUUCACCGCUCAACGGGGUCGUUGGCACUUCACCUGGCAGUCUACGCUUGACCACGACAAAUAGGAGUUGCCCAACUAUUAGUCCUCUACAAAUGCUAGAGGUGGAGCAGCUAGCAGUGACCGAGCUUGGUUUAACUGAAGACAUGAUAACGGAAAAUGCCGGACGUGGUAUUGCAGAAGCUGCGGUAGGCAGACUUGGCAGCGACGUCGCCGCACCUGCUGUGCUCGUACUUACGGGCAACCAUCGAACUGGAGGAAGAGUGAUUGCGGCUGCUCGUCAUCUGAAGAAUCGAGGGCAUAGGGUCACACUUUGUGUUUUGGGCCUAGAGCACGAAACCGAACUCCUUGAAAACUGCCGGAAGCAGCUUGAAAUCUACAAAAAGAUCGGAGGCCGAGUCUUGAGAUGGGAAGAACUAUCAGCACGUCUUUCAACACCCGACUUUGGCAUAGACCUGGUCGUAGAUGCCAUGUUUGGCAUGCAUAUUGCUUUUGAGGAUUUGAGGAGCGACGAUCAAGCUACAGCUUGUGAAAUGAUCGCGUGGGUGAACCGAAGCAAUGUGGUGGUCAUAUCCGUUGAUAUUCCUACUGGGAUAUCUGCUUCUACUGGUGAUGUAAGCAUCGUUCAGGACUCACGGCUCUGCAUCAACUCUCAUGUUGUUGUUUGUCUGGCUGCACCAAAGACCGGGAUUAUGCAAGCGCUUCAAUCUGGGGAAGGCAGUUCAUGGCAGCUUACAGUGGCCGAUAUUGGUAUUAGCCAGGUUGUCUGGAGGAAAUAUGGCACGCGCCGUCGACACGGCGUGGAGUUCGGAAAUCGUUGGGUUGUUCCACUACGAUACCACCUUUCAACUGCCUGAAUAAGACUGGAUCGUAGCAGAUGGUUUUCUUUCUGCACAAUGAAUGUAUUUUUAACACGUAAAAGGAGUAACGAAGACCUCCAAUGUAUAUGUAACGACCAAUACUUUGCAAAUAGACUAGAAGUUUUCCAAUUCUUUCGACAUUUGCUGUUAAUCACCAACAUUUUGUUUAUAAAAUACAUCACUGGAUAUCUUUCAAUA
Messenger RNA from Talaromyces proteolyticus, 2480 nucleotides. Its product is annotated as YjeF_N domain protein. The transcript has 3 exons. Gene Ontology annotation, biological process: deadenylation-independent decapping of nuclear-transcribed mRNA; P-body assembly. NCBI's taxonomy places the organism in Eukaryota, Fungi, Ascomycota, Eurotiomycetes, Eurotiales, Trichocomaceae. Gene Ontology annotation, molecular function: mRNA binding. The coding region runs from base 129 to 2279 and encodes 716 amino acids. The record is from RefSeq and is a predicted model, not a curated record. Gene Ontology annotation, cellular component: P-body.